Messenger RNA from Aspergillus clavatus NRRL 1, 1788 nucleotides. RefSeq names its product putative PHD finger domain protein. Bases 1 to 1788 code for a protein of 595 amino acids. The record is from RefSeq and is a predicted model, not a curated record. The transcript has a single exon. NCBI's taxonomy places the organism in Eukaryota, Fungi, Ascomycota, Eurotiomycetes, Eurotiales, Aspergillaceae. Gene Ontology annotation, biological process: regulation of DNA-templated transcription; chromatin organization. Gene Ontology annotation, cellular component: nucleus. Gene Ontology annotation, molecular function: DNA binding; chromatin binding.
AUGUCACGGCAAAAUGGUGUUCCUUCUCCCCUGGCGUCUACUUUAGAGACCACACACGGAACAUCGAGUAUCACCGCGAGUUCCCUUUCAUCAGCUUCGCCGUUCGAAGGAGACUCAGCAAAUAUAAACCGUUCCUCCUCAAUAGAUUCUUCGUCGAACAAUAGCUCGUCAACUGGUAUCAUCGGGAGAAAAGUGCAGAUCCCGAAGCUCUCGGCGGCCACUACAGAGCUUCUUGCACGCAUCGCUGGUAAUAUCAGAGGAGAUCAGCAAAGGAAAGGUAGUUUUACUGCCGGUUGGAACACAUCAACGUUUGGUAACAGCUUGAAUGAUUUAAACUUUUCGAGUUCAAACACGAUGAAGGCUUCCUCUACAAUCAUUGAGCUUCCCACCGCGCCGUUCAUCUACACGAACAAUACAUUGGCCGCUACACCAGCUUCCCUCGAAGCUUCUACAGUCUCGCAGGAAUCUCAUGCAAAGCCCAGGAAGCCCGUGUCUAUUGCUCCCAAGCCAACGGCAACGUCACCAACUGGCUUGACGGCACCUCUUGCGAACCCACAGAUACCGCCAACCUUAUCAUCACAGCCUCCAGUACCUAUACUAAAGGCACCUCUGGCUCCCUUAGCCCCGAAGGCUCCUAAAGCUCCAGUUGCUCAAUCCCAAAAGGGACCAGCUGAGCCACGCUCGCGUAAGACUGCUGUGAAUAGAACCAAGAAGGGAAAAAGACGAAGACGCGGUGAUGAUAGUGACGGCGAAGGGAUCAUCAGAGCUGGGGACUCUAGCUCCGAUGAGUCUGACAUCGCACCUACUGCAACUCAAACCAAAUCCGGUAGGCAAGUGAACCGACCGUCUUUGUAUGUGCCUCCAGCUUCCUCACCAGCCGCUGUCAGGGCAAAUGGCGUCCCCACCAACGGAUUAGAUACGACCGCACCUCGCAAACGCAGGCGGGUUAACCGCAAGAUAAAGGAGGUAAACAUCAAUUGCAUCCAUUGCCAGAGGGGCAAUAGCCCGGUGAGCAAUGCAAUUGUAUUCUGCGAUGGAUGUAAUCGAGCAUGGCAUCAGCUUUGCCAUGAUCCUCCCAUCAACCCUGAGGUUGUGGCAGUGGCGGAGAAAGAAUGGCAUUGUCAAGAAUGCAAACCUGUGCCAAUAUCCAUUGUCCAGCCGACUGUUGUCAGAAGUAAUCCCGAUCUCCAGGCUCGGCUGUCGGGCCCUUCACUUCAUCCUCCAGUGACCGUGCCUAGGAUUGAAGCAGGAGGGGAAUCUUUUCCUGCAGGAGAGCGACGGGGUUACCUAUCGAGUCUUUCCCAUGCGACCCUUGUUGAACUGCUCAUGAAUAUUUCAAAUCAAAAUCCCUCCCUACCUAUGUACCCAAGCGAUCUCAGGGGUCUACAAUCAUCGCAAUUUCCCUUUGAACCACACAUUCCAUCAGCCUCGGCUUCAGACACCAUCCCAGUGGAGUUGCCAAUCCCCACAGAACUAACGUAUGCUCAAGGGGAGGGUGCAGACUCCAGAAAGCAGGCUUCCGCUAGUGACGGGAACCAUCUACACUCUGCUUCAUCGUCGCGAAAGAAACACCAAUACGAAUCAGAUGAGGAGUCGGAAUAUGAAGAAUUCCAAGAGCAUCGAUUGUAUCCUCGUGCCGGGAAUGGUUUCCGUCUGUCGCUUAAUGCUGAUGAUAUUGAUAUCAUGCGUGAAGACUCGGCAUGUACUACCUUCAGCUAUGCUUUGCAUGGUCCAGCGAAAGCUCGCGCAGAGGCGAAACAAAGUGCACCUGUGUGGGGGUCUGCAUAA